Sclerotinia sclerotiorum 1980 UF-70 is the source of this 663-nucleotide messenger RNA. RefSeq lists its product as hypothetical. Gene Ontology annotation, biological process: mitochondrial respiratory chain complex I assembly. The record is from RefSeq and is a predicted model, not a curated record. The transcript has 2 exons. The coding region runs from base 1 to 663 and encodes 220 amino acids. Lineage: Eukaryota; Fungi; Ascomycota; Leotiomycetes; Helotiales; Sclerotiniaceae. Gene Ontology annotation, cellular component: membrane.
AUGUCUACGCAACAACUAUCACCAAUUCGUAAAGCAUGGUAUAGAUGGAAAUCACUCCGUCUCCCAUGGCGAAAACGCUUCUUUGUCGGUCUUGACCUUCAAAACAAUUCUUUCUGGGAAUUUCGCGACGCUAUAAAUGCCGGCCGCAUGCGCAGAAUAGUUCAAGCGCCAUCUUCAACCCAAUAUUCAGAUGUCAGAAUCAGUCCGCAAUGGCACCAAUGGCUAAGACACACACGGGCUGAUGCGCCAAGUAUGGAAGAAUUGCUCGGGGAUGUAGCGAGACAAGAACGACUGAAAAUUCUCGCUAGACAGGCGGAUGAGAGAUGGAAUGCGAAAGCCAGUUUUUUGGAUAAGCCUGCGGCACAACAGGCGUUGCCGGCUACGCAAGUUGGGAAUGGAGGUGCGUUUUCGGUGGUGGAACCGAGGGAAGAUGGGCAAAGUAUGGCGAAUGCUGUGGGAGGAGAGCGCGAGGAGGUAGAGAAAGAGGGAAUGGCUUUUGUGAAGAAGCCAGCUGGGAGUAAAACACGGCAUGAUGCGGAGACCCUACCGAGGGAGGAAAAGAAAUAUAAGGAAGAUCCGUGGAAAAAGGCAAGAGGGGGGCCAAGUGAAGAAUGGCAACCUAAGGCUUGGGAUCCGAAUGACAUGCCAGUAUCUCGGAGAUAA